AUGUCAGUUAUCAAAGAAAAAGAGUUUGAAUUAUUCUUUAAUGACAAAGAUAAUGUAAAUAUGAGUUCUUAUAAAGUAGAUCACCAAACAAAUUUACCUGUACUUUAUUUAAAAGACCAAAAAAAUGCAUUUUGGAAAAAGUUUUCUGCUACUUAUUCAGAUAGAAUGAAGUAUACAUCUUUCAUGGCCCAUUUACAAAAUAGUCGUUUUCAAUAUAGAGAAGAUUUAGGAGGAUUAUGUAUGACAUGUAAUGAUUAUGGAUAUCAACUUUUUGAAGAUUUGAUUGAGAUAAUUAAUUCAACCUUUUCUUAUAAAACAAUAUAG
This is a messenger RNA of Scutellospora calospora, 324 nucleotides long. NCBI's taxonomy places the organism in Eukaryota, Fungi, Glomeromycota, Glomeromycetes, Diversisporales, Gigasporaceae. The record is from the annotation of a GenBank genome assembly.